GCCUCCGUGUGUUCCACCAACAUGGUUUCCAAGGUUAUGGUGGUUGUGGCUGUGGUGGUGGUAAUGAUAGGGGUGGUAUUUGGGGCGCCCCAAUACGACUACGACCGUGCCCAGGCGCCCAGUAGUUUAUACGAGACACCGCAGGAGCCGGUGAAGCCGCAGCAGCUGUACGGAGCUCCCUCACGCACGGUGAAGAAGCCGCAGCAGCUGUACGGAGCUCCCUCACGCACGGUGAAGAAGCCGCAGCAGCUGUACGGAGCUCCCUCAGACACAGUGAAGGAGCCCCAGCAGCUGUAUGAAGCUCCCUCAGACACUGUCCUCGAAGCCCAGCCACAGAACAUCGUUCCUCAAUCCGUCAGUCCUCCCCCGAUGGAGGGGAUGCCUUACGACUUCGAGUGGGGCGUCCAAGACCUGGAUAGUGGGAACACCUUCAGCCACGUGGAAAACAGCGACGGAAGCAUCACCCAGGGGGAAUACCGCGUCCUCAUGCCCGACGGUCGAACUCAGGUGGUCAAGUUCUUUGACAACGGCGGUGGCUUUAAUGCAGAGGUCACCUAUGAGAAGUAGACGCAGAAACGAGGUGACGCAGAGACGAGGUGAUGCAGCGAGGUGACGCAGCAACGAGGUGAAGCAUCGACUUUUUUUGCGUCACUUCUGCGUCAGCCCCAAUACGACUUUGGCCUCAUAGCAUCCCUCAACGGACCAGGAGCUAGACUCUAACCGUCAGUUUCAAAUAUUAAUUAUCAAACAUUGUGUCGUUCAUCUUUUUCUCCAGUAAAAACCUUCAACAAUAGUCUUGAGCAGGAAUUUUAUACAGAGAAUACCUUCCCAUCUGGGCAUAUAUACAUUGAGAUAUACAUACUUCUUAGCAUUGAGAGAUAUACAUCUCUAACCAUAUAUGCACUGAGAUAUGCACAACUUUCAGUAUAUAUACACAGAGAUAUGCACAACUCUCCUUGUAUAUACAGAUGAAUGUCUCAUGGUGUAUUUUCCUUCUAUACGUAACUAUUUUUUCUCACAGAUGGACAUCCUGUAUGAAUGUAUGUAAAUUAUUUUCUUAUG
This is a messenger RNA of Cherax quadricarinatus, 1062 nucleotides long. RefSeq names its product pro-resilin-like. Gene Ontology annotation, cellular component: extracellular matrix. The record is from RefSeq and is a predicted model, not a curated record. Lineage: Eukaryota; Metazoa; Arthropoda; Malacostraca; Decapoda; Parastacidae.